This is a messenger RNA of Sitophilus oryzae (rice weevil), 2211 nucleotides long. It is a transcript of the gene Edem1, whose product is annotated as ER degradation-enhancing alpha-mannosidase-like protein 2. The record is from RefSeq and is a predicted model, not a curated record. Gene Ontology annotation, biological process: mannose trimming involved in glycoprotein ERAD pathway; carbohydrate metabolic process; endoplasmic reticulum mannose trimming. The coding region runs from base 297 to 2180 and encodes 627 amino acids. NCBI's taxonomy places the organism in Eukaryota, Metazoa, Arthropoda, Insecta, Coleoptera, Curculionidae. The transcript is spliced from 8 exons. Gene Ontology annotation, molecular function: mannosyl-oligosaccharide 1,2-alpha-mannosidase activity; calcium ion binding. Gene Ontology annotation, cellular component: endoplasmic reticulum; membrane.
GCGUAGAGAUGGCGUAAAACGAACUGAAAACAUGAAAACAUUGAAAAAAGAUUUUUGGUAAAAACUUGGAAUUGUUACUGUGAAUUGUUAUAAUUAAUAAUAUAAACAAGGGUAUUACACUACUUUUUAUAUUAUAGAGAAAAAAAUAUUUGUUUCAUUUAGAUUAAACAUCAAGCGAUAUAAAAAUCCAAAGUAAAAAUGAGUAAUUUUUAACCUUUAUACGUGUACAUCGGAGAUAUGUGAUGUUUUUGCACUGUGUUUUUGCGUUACCGACGUUUUAGUCCAAAUUAUUGACCAUGAAAAUGAUUAUUUCAAAUAAUUGUAAUUUAUUAUAUUAUUUACUGAUGUUAAUAUCGGUUAAUGAAGUUUUUCCCAUAAGAACUUAUACAAAAGAUGAUUUAAAUAAUCUUAGAGACGAAGUUAAAGAAAUGUUUUAUCACGCAUAUGAUAGUUAUUUAAAAUAUGCAUAUCCAUAUGAUGAACUAAGGCCAAUUAGUUGUGAUGGUAUGGAUACAUAUGGGAGUUACUCUUUAACUCUUAUCGAUGCUUUAGAUACAUUAGCUAUAAUGGGCAAUCAUACAGAAUUUCAAAGAGUAGUUGACAUUCUUUCUGCAAAGACUGAUUUCGAUGCAAAUAUUAAUGUAUCAGUAUUCGAAACUAAUAUAAGAAUUAUUGGGGGAUUACUUAGUGCACAUUUAUUGUCAAAUAUAGCUGGAAUCAACUUGGAACCAGGCUGGCCGUGUAAUGGUCCAUUACUACGCCUUGCCGAAGAUGUAGCGAAAAGACUAAUAGUAGCAUUUGACACUAAAACGGGAAUGCCCUAUGGUACAGUCAAUCUUAGGCAUGGUGUUCCAAAAGAUGAAACACCGGUUACCUGCACAGCAGGAAUUGGUACUUUUAUUGUGGAAUUUGGAACUUUGAGCAGAUUAACUGGUGACCCCAUAUAUGAAGAGGUUGCAAUGAAUGCACUGUAUGCACUAUUUAAUCACCAGUCUCCUCUUGGACUGUUUGGUAAUCAUAUUGAUACAAAUACAGGCCGAUGGACAGCUCAAGAUGCUGGCAUUGGCUCAGGUGUCGAUUCUUAUUUUGAAUAUUUAGUCAAAGGCUCUAUUUUGCUACAGAGACCAGAACUUAUGGAAAUGUUCCAUACAUCCAGAAAAGCCAUUGAUAAGUAUUUGAAAAAAGAUGAUUGGUACAUGUGGGUUUCAAUGACAAAGGGGCAUGUUACUUUACCAGUUUUUCAAUCGCUAGAGGCAUAUUGGCCUGGUGUUCUUAGUUUAAUAGGGGAAACAUCUAAUGCAAUGCGAACGCUUCAUAAUUACCAUCAAGUUUGGCAACAAUAUGGAUUUACCCCAGAAUUUUACUACAUAACUCAAAACGAAGCAGGAGCUGGUAAAGAAAGUUAUCCUUUACGGCCAGAACUCAUAGAGUCAAUUAUGUAUCUGUAUAGGGCAACUGGUGAUCCAUUUCUACUUCAAGCUGGGGAAGAUAUACUAAGGAGUAUUAAACAUAGUGCCAAGACACCAUGUGGAUAUGCCACAAUUAAAGAUGUUAGAGAUCAUAGAAAAGAAGAUCGUAUGGAGUCUUUCUUUCUCUCAGAAACCACUAAAUAUUUGUAUCUUCUAUUUGAUGUGGACAAUUUCAUACAUAAUCAAGGAGAACAUGGCACAAUUAUAAAUACUCCAAAUGGAGAAUGUGUAAUAAAUGCUGGAGGAUACAUAUUCAAUACAGAAGCCCACCCCAUCGACCCUAGUGCCUUACAUUGCUGUCACACCAUUCCUAAUCAAAAUUUUGAUUUUAAGACUUUCGAAACAAACAGAGAUUUUUACCAGGGCACGCUUAUCAAGAAAUAUAAAAAAGGAACAUCAGACGACUUAAGCUCGCUUGAAAAUAUAACUAUUACUCUAGAAAGUGGAGUAGCAUCUGUUGAAGAACUGUCAAUUGAUAAUAUGACAGAAAAAGUUGCAGAAAAUAUGUCUGAUACGCUUAAAAACGGAUCAGAGUCUAUAUUAUUGGCUGAAAAUAGAGUUUUUAUUGCUCAAGUGAUGUUGGAGAGAUUUCGAAAAGAAAACAGAUAUCCAAAAAAUGAAGCAUGGCAAACAAACUAUGAAUUAUUAAGUUGUAAAGCGCAGACAUUUUUACAGAGGUUAUCUAUUUGGGGUGAAUUUUUUAAUAAGUAAAUUGGGUUUUAAUUUUACUUAAUAAAAUGUU